AUGCCGAAAGUUACUGUUGUCGGUGCUGGCAUUGUAGGCUUGACUGCCGCAAGCCUUUUGCCUAAAACAUGCGAUGUGACAGUGGUAGCUCGGAAUCUGCCUGGAGAUGAAUUGACUCACGAAUGGGCCAGUCCAUGGGCUGGAGCAGUCUUCCUGGGACUAGACGGAUCGUCCCCUCGUGAACAGGAGAUGCAAAUCAAUUCCUUUGCCUUCUGGUGGCAGAUUGCCAAGACUCAUCCUGAGUCGAGCGUCAGGGACGAGACUCCGCUCGAGAAGGUGUGGUAUCGCGGCCUGAUGCCGGAGUUUCGUGUCAUGGAGCCACAUGAGCUGCCUAAGGGUUCCAAACUUGGAAUGAGCUAUAAGACUGUGGUAAUAACGCCAGGUGUCUUCCUCCCCUGGCUUCGUCAACGACUGGAAAAAUCCGGUGUCAAAUUUAUCCGCAAAACUCUCACAUCUCUCGCAGACCUUAAGAACUCAGGCUACGACAUCCUCAUCAAUGCUACCGCCCUAGGCGCACGACACCUGGCUGACGUGGCAGACAAGCACAUGGUGCAGGUCCGCGGACAGACCGUCCUGGCCAGGACCGGCUAUAACAAGAUCUUCAUGCGCCAUGGAAAGGACUACACGUACGUAAUUCCGAGAUUAGACGGCACGGCAAUUUUAGGUGGCAUCAAGCAGUACGGACAAGCAGAUCCUGAACUCGAUGAUAAUAUUACGAAAGACAUUCUGCGCCGAGUGCACGAGAACUUGCCGGAGUACUUCCCUGACCCAAAGCCAUCUGGCUUCGACGUCAUCCAGUACAACGUGGGAAUUCGUCCUGAUAGGCCAAGGGGCGUACGAGUAGAGAAGGAGGUCAAAGACGGAGAGAAGAUUGUCCAUGCCUACGGUACCGGUGGUGGCGGCUACGUCUUCAGCUGGGGUGUGGCCAAGGAAGUGAGCAAGCUAGUAGAUGACUUUUUAUUCAGCGGUGUCAUGUCUAAGCUAUAG
Molecule: messenger RNA, 987 nt
Organism: Talaromyces atroroseus
Lineage: Eukaryota; Fungi; Ascomycota; Eurotiomycetes; Eurotiales; Trichocomaceae
Exons: 7
Coding region: 1-987 (328 amino acids)
Molecular function (GO): D-amino-acid oxidase activity; FAD binding
Source: RefSeq, a predicted model, not a curated record